AGAUAGAGUAGGUGGCUAAUUCUUGAUCAUAGCAAAAACUCAACAAAUCAUCUAUCUCUUUGUUUACAAAUACAAACAACAUCGAUCUAGCCGUCUGUUUGAGCUUAGUUUUUCAGACCAGACUGAUUCAAUUCAAUGGCUUCGUCUUCGUCUUCGUCAAGUGUUGUACCAAUAAGAGGAAAAGGAGGAUGGACAUAUGACGUUUUUCUAAGUUUCAUGGGUGAGGACACCUGCAACUACUUUGUUGCCCAGCUUUACUCCGCUCUGGUUCAGAAUGGAAUACGCACCUUUAAAGAUGACAAAAUGUGCGGCGGAAUAGCUUACUCUCACAUGGCCCCGUAUAUCCCAGAAAUGCAAAUGAAAGCCAUAAAAGAAUCAAGGUGGGCUGUAGUUGUUUUUUCCGAAAAUUAUGCCAAGUCUUCUUGGUGUUUGGAAGAGCUUUCCUACAUCAUGGAUUGCCAUGAUCAGAAGGUGCUACCUGUGUUCUACCAUGUCUAUCCCUCUGAUGUUCGCCAACAGAAUGCAGCUUUCACAACGGUAUUCGAGAGGCGCAAAGACAAGUUGAAGGGAGGAGUGAUGGAUAAAGUGAACAAGUGGAAGAAAGCCUUGACUGCAGCUGCCAAUCUAUCUGACUAUCAUUUCUUACCAUUACAUGGAUACAUGCGUGAGUCAUCAUUUAUAAGCAAGAUCGUUGAAGAUUUAGUAUCCCACAUACUACCUCGUGGUGGUAGUAGGGAUAACCAUCUAAUUGGUAUACAACCUCGUGGUGGUAGUAGGGAUAACCAUCUAAUUGGUAUACAACCUCGUGGUGGUAGUAGGGAUAACCAUCUAAUUGGUAUACAACCUCGUAUUGAAGCCUUGAUUUCAUUAUUAAAAAUGGAAGCAACCGAAGAGGUUCACUUUGUGGGGAUAUGUGGAAUGGGAGGGAUUGGCAAGACCACUUUAGCCCGAGCCUUGUUUGAGAGAAUCGCUCAUAAGUUUGAGGGUAGUAGCUUUGUUACAAACGUUAGAGAGAAUAGCUCUAGUAAAAAGGAUAUAUGUGCCUUACAACAAAGGAUUUUAGAAGACAUUCUUGGUUCGUCUAGCGGGUUUGUGUUUUAUGAUCCAAAGGAUGGAGGGGAAGUGAUACAAAGAAGAUGUCGCAGAAAAAUGGUUCUUCUUGUUCUCGAUGACGUGAAUGAUGCCGCGCAAUUAGAGUUCCUAGCUGCAACACGUGAGUGGUUUGGUCCAGGAAGUAGAAUCAUCAUAACCACCAGGGAUCAGCAUUUGUUAUCAUAUGCUGAUGCCGACAACAACUACAGACCUGCUCUUUUAGGUACUGAUCAAGCUCUUGAGCUCUUCUGUAAACAUGCUUUUAGGAGAAGGAGCCCUCCAUAUGGGUAUAUGGAUCUCACUAAUCGUGCAAUAAACUAUACACAUCGUCUCCCUCUAGCCUUGAAAGUUUUAGGUUCUUUUUUAUGUGAAAGAGAAGCAGGUCUGUGGGAAAGUGCUUUGGAUACACUAGCGAAAAAACAAAGUGUUGAUAUUUUGGACACACUUAAGUUAAGUUUUGAUUAUCUAAAUCAUUUCGAGAAACAAAUAUUACUAGAUAUUGCAUGUUUCUAUAAGGGGGAAAAUGUAGAUGAUGUUACUAGAAUACUUGAUAGUAUUGGUUUAGACCCGGUUAUAGGGAUUAGCGUUCUUGUUGAAAAAUCUUUUAUAACCAUUUUAUCAAACAAUAGACUAGAUAUGCAUGAUGUCGUACAAGAAAUGGGUCGGGAAGUAGUUCAAGCACGUGCUCCGCAUAGCAGGCUAUGGGAACUCAAAAAGAUCCACAAUUUAAUCGGGGAGAAGAGGAAGAACCCAAAUAGUUGGCUACAGCAUCUCCAUCGCUAUCUCACCUGGAAGACUGAGAACUGGGAACAAGAAGUAAUUGAAAGCAUUGUGCUGGCACGGGAAGAAAGUAAACAGAGUUUGAGUGCUGACGCUGAUGUUUUUAAAAGCAUGAAGAAUCUUCGGGUACUCGAUUGCUACCAAAACUUCACUUAUCGUGAACCUAGUUUUCUCCCUGAUGAGUUAAGAUGGUUUCGUUGGAGAGAUUACCCAUUCUCUUCUGUGCCUAUAGCACACAUGAGUAAGCUUGUUGGGCUUCAAAUGGAGCGUGGCAAAAUUAAAUAUUUAUGGAUGGGGAAAAAGAUCAUGCUACCGAACUUGAAAUUCAUUAACCUUUAUGGGUGUGCAUCCCUAAAAAGGUUUCCAGAUGUAUCAGGGGCACCAAACAUCGAGAAUUUGAAUUUGUCUGGUUGUAGUAAUAUGGUGGAGGUUGAUGAGUCUGUUGGGAGUCUGAAAAAGCUUCUUCACUUGGACAUGAGUUUUUGCCAUAAACUCAAGCGUCUCCCAUCCAUGCUCAAGAUGGAAUCCUUAGAGACCCUCAUUCUGUCUUCUUGUGAUUCUCUCAAAGGAAUCCUAGAAUUCUCACCAUGUAUGGUCAAUCUAUCUAGAAUAGAUAUUGAUGGUUGUUCUGAAUUAGAAAAAGUAUCGUCCAUGGAAUAUCUCUCUAACCUAAGCUACUUGGAUCUUAGAUUCUGUAGUAGUCUUAACGAGAUUCCAGAUAUAUUUCAAAGCAUGGUGGGUCUGGAAGUGCUUCACAUAGACUCAAUUCAUAUCAAUGCUUUGACAGAUUUUUGUUACGUGGGAAAGUUAUAUCUUCAUGGUGAAUUGCGGGACAUUGAUUUCCCUGAAAAUCUGCAUGGGCUUCCCUUCUUGGAAGAAUUACAAAUAAGUUUCAAUAAUAAAUUAAUCCAAUUACCUAAAAGCAUCUCCCAUCUUAUUAGUCUUAAACACCUCGGAAUAUGGAAUUGUAACAGACUUGAAACUUUGCAUGGCCUUCCACUAAGAAUACAAGUAUUGAUAGUAGAAGAUUGUGAAAUAUUGGAAAAGAUUAAAGCAGACCUGUCAAAAGAGUACAAGUGUUUGAAUAAUAUACGGAUCUCAGGUUGCCCAAAACUGCUAGAAGGUGAAAAGAAUAGAAGAUACUUGGAUAAGAUGUUGGACCGUUCUUUCCUUAUCGAGAAGUGGGCUGCAGUUGAUGGUUGUUUGAUUAUCAAUAUUCCUGGAAGCAACAUUCCAAGUUGGUUCAAAGAACAAAAGGAUGGGUGCAAGAUAGCAUUAAAGUUACCUCCCAAAUGGCAAACUGAAAUCAUUGGGUUUGCUAUUUGUUGUGUUUCAACAAAAUGGUUACGAUCUCCUGGUAUAACUUUGACAUUCGAAAACAAUGAAAUGUUGUUUUCAAAGUCUGAGGCUCAUAAUAUAAAUGAAACCGAAGAAACUGAUUGGUAUGUGUGGACUGCUUAUAUACCAUAUAGUUUGUUCAAGCAGUUCCAAGGAGGCAAUGAUAAUGAUUUUGAAGGUGAAGAUUGGUUUCAUAUGACCCAAGGUAGUGUUGUCUUUGAAAUAUCAAGCUAUUUUGAAAAAGUUGUAAGGUGUGGGGUAAAAGUUGUCUACAAAGAAGAUGUGGCAUCCAUCCUACAAACGACUCACUCUAUUUCUUCUUUUUAUUGGAGCUGGAAGCUUACAAAUGAGUUCACCAAUUCAUUCAAGUGUUGGGAAGAAUCAUCAAAGUUAUGUUUGCUACCAAGACAUAUCGAAAGGGCAUAUGACGUGUUUCUAAGUUUCAGAGUUGAAGACAUUCACAACAACUUUGUAGAUCAUCUUUAUGAGGCUCUAACUCUGAAAGGAAUACAUACUUUCAAAGACAAUAUGCUCGGUGCAGGGCAACCAUUCUCAGAAGAACUUGUGAAAGCCAUCAAAGAAUCAAGGUUUGCUGUUGUUGUUUUCUCUCAAAACUAUGCCAACUCUACAAGGUGUUUGGAAGAACUUUCCAUGAUCAUGGAAUGCCGAAAUCAGAUGGGUCAGAUUGUGUUACCUGUGUUCUACCAUGUCAAUCCGUCCGAUGUUCGCAAACAGAAUGGAGAUUUCACGAUGGCCUUCAAGACGCAUGAAGACAUGAUCAAGGGAAAGAUGGAUAAAAUGAACGAGUUGAGGGAUGCUUUCAGUGCAGCUGCCAGUUUAUCUGGCUAUCAUAUCUUGCCUGACUAUGGGGAUGAAUUUGAAUUUAUAAGCAAGAUUAUUCAACAGAUAGCUGAUAUUCAAUCUCGUGGUGGUAUUAUGGAAAACAAUCUAAUUGGUAUAGAGCCUCGUAUUGAUGCAUUAAUUUCAUUACUGAAUAUGGAAGAAACAGAAGAGGUCCGCAUUGUGGGGAUAUGGGGAAUGGGAGGGAUCGGUAAGACUGCUAUUGCCCGAGCCUUGUUUAACAGAAUUGCUUUUAAGUUUGAUGGUAGUAGCUUUGUUAUGAAUGUUAGAGAGAAUAGCGCUAAUAAAAAAGCUAUAUGCGCCUUACAACAAAUGAUUUUAGAAGAUAUUUUUGGUGGGUCUUACGGGAUUCAUUAUCCAGAGGAUGGACGGAGAGAUAUACAAAGAAGAUGUUGUAGUAUAAGGGUUCUUCUUGUUCUGGAUGACGUGAAUGAUGUCAAGCAAUUAGAGUUCCUAGCUGCAACACGUGAGUGGUUUGGUCUAGGAAGUAGAAUCAUUAUAACCACAAGGGAUCAGCAUUUGCUAUCAUAUGCUAAUGCUAACAACACGUACAGACCUGCUCUGUUGCAUACAGAACAAGCUCUUAAGGUCUUCUGUAGGCAUGCUUUUCAUGAAAGUAUCCCUUCAAAAGGGUAUGAGGAGCUAUCAGAUCGUGCAAUACGCUAUUGUCGCGGUCUUCCUUUGGCCUUGAAAGUUUUAGGUUCUUUUUUAUGUGGAAAAGAAGCAAGUGUGUGGGAAGGUACUUUGGAUGGAGUAGUUAAAACUCAAAUUAGAGAGGUUUUUGAGACGCUCAAGCUAAGUUUUGAUGGGCUAGACAAUCAAGAGAAAGAAAUGUUCCUAAAUAUUGCAUGCUUUUUUAGGGGCGAAGAUAUAGAACGUGUUACUAGAAUACAUGAUUGCUUUGGUUCUCUCCCGGUUGUUGGGAUUACAAUUUUGAUUGAAAAGUCUCUUGUAAUCGUCUUGGACAAUAAACUAGAAAUGCAUGACCUCAUACAAGAAAUGGGUUGGAAUAUUGUGGAUGAGUGUUCUCCGAACAGCAGGCUAUGGAAAGUAGAAAAGGUCUACCAUUUCAUUAAGAACAGGGAACUGGAAGGUGUUAAAGCCAUAGUGCUGCCAAACAAGCAAUACAACAUUCACCAGAAGCUGCUGCAUUUUAGUGCGGAUGUUUUUGAUAGACUGAAGAGUCUCCAGCUACUUGAUGUCUCCCGGAAAUUCACUUCAUGUGAACCUACCAUUCUCCCACGUGGGUUACGAUGGAUUUCUUGGAAUCUAUAUCCAUUUUCUUCUCUGCCAUUAGCAGACAAGUGUGAACUUGUUGGGAUUGAAAUGCAUGGUGGCAAUAUUAAACAUUUAUGGACAGGGACCAAGAUUAUGCGCAACCUGAAAUACCUUCACCUUCAACGGCUGGACUACCUAACAAGGUUUCCAGAUGUCUCAAAGGCACCAUUCAUCAAAAGGCUGGUUUUGACAUAUUGUAGAAAUUUGGUGGAGGUUCACGAGUCUCUUGGAUAUCAUAAAAGGCUUAUUUACGUGGACAUGAGUGAUUGCCGGAAGCUAAAUUCUUUCCCAUCCUUAAUUCAGAUGGAUUCCUUAGAGACACUAAUUAUGUCUAGGUGCUCCAGCCUUGAACGAUUCCCAGAAGUGACGAUCCAUACAGUAAGGCUAUCAAAUAUUAUUCUUGAUGGUUGUUCUCGAAUCAAGGAACUACCUUCAUCAAUUGGAUAUCUAUGUAGUCUAAGCUGCUUGAAUCUUGCAAGAUGUAGGAGUCUUAAGAACAUUCCAAACUCUAUAUGUGAGUUAAAGUCUCUCACGAGCCUUCAUCUUGAUGACUGCAUAGAACUGCUAACAUUGCCAGAGGAGUUUGGAAGCAUAGAAAAAUUAGAAGAACUUCGGCUUGGAUUUACAGAUUCUUACAGGUCCUUACAAAGGCUACCGCAGUCUAUCAAUUUUUAUUCAUUGAAAAAUAUGUGUUCUUUGAGAAAGUUAGAUCUGAGCUGGAGACAUACCAAAAACAAAGGCUUCCCUGAAGAUCUUCAUGCAUUUUCUUUGUUGGAAGAACUAAAUCUAAGUGGCAACUUCGAAUUAACCGAGUUGCCUGCAAGCGUCUACCAUCUAUCUCAUCUCAAACACUUGGAGCUGAAUGACUGUUACAAACUUCAAAAUUUGCAUUCACUUCCACCAGGAUUACAAGUAUUGAGGGCAAGUGGUUGCAGCUCACUAGAAAUGAUUGAAGAUAUUCCAGAGAAGUAUGAGUGGUUACAUAAAAUAUGGCUUGUUGGUUGCUGGAAACUUCCGGAUCAAGAAGAUGAGUUAAAUCCCUCUAAGAUGUUGCUGCUAUCUUUUCUUAAGAAAUGUGCUGCUGUAGGUCACCGAUUAAGCAUUGCUAUACCUGGUAACAAGAUUCCAAACUGGUUUAAACAACAACGUGGCAGUGAUAUACCUAUAGAAUUGCCUCCGAGAUGGCAUUCCCGUGUCACGGGGUUUGCAGUAAGUUGUGUGUUUAAUAGAAUGUGGAAAAUCGGACGUGAUUAUCCUGUGAUUAAGUUCAGAAUUGUAAAUUAUGGAAAAUUUGUUCCAGUGUCAGACAUCUCAAAUCCUGUGUCCCAAUCACAAAUAUUAUCUGCCAAUAGGAAGAAGAUUUCACUUUCAAAACCACAGAACCGAAUGAAGCCACAUUUUUCAGAGGCGGAUUAUAUUAAUGAUACAUCUUCAUCAGCUGAUAUUGACACUCUGUGGAUAGGUUAUGUACCAUUUGGUUCCUUUGAGCAUGUUGCUGAUGAUUGGUCUGGUAUGGAGGGAAGUCUUACAAUCAGUAUAAAAUUAAAAACAGGCCAACUGCCUGUAAGAUGUGGGAUACAUAUAGUGUAUAAAGAAGACUUGGAGUCAAUCCAACAAACUAACACUUCCAUCUCUGAUUACUCGAAGUUGGACUGUGUUUUUCGCGUGGGCCAAAAUUACAUUUAUGAAGACGAGUUUUAGGAGUGCCUGAUACCUUUAAAGUAGUAAUUCACCAGUAUGCUGCAUAAUGUCAAGACCCGUUUGCAGGGUAAGGAUGUUGAUUGGUCACUGGAGCUUCAGUACCACUAAUAGAAGAAAUUCUCACAUGCCUUUAUUUCAGAUUCGAUUUCAAGGCUAUUCAACUAUGAUUGAAUUCAAUGCAUCAAGUUGUUGAAAAAGGAUCAUUUGGAACAGACUCCAAGUAAGGAUUUUUAGCAGUAUCUCGCAACUUGUGUUUUUGUAUUCCACAUGGGAGAAAAGAUUAAAAGUGUAUAUAGUUGGACGCAUUUUCACAGUUGGACCUGCUUUAGAAACUCAUUACAGCAGUUGUGCUAUGUAUGAGUGCUGCAAGAUCUUUUCAAUGAACGAAGUCAUGUUAAAGAGUGCUAGUUCAGUCAUGUGUUCAUAUUCUGUAUAGCAUUUUUGUGAGUGGUAAUCUUGAAUGCAUGUGACUGGCAUGGAAACA
Molecule: messenger RNA, 7534 nt
Organism: Erigeron canadensis
Lineage: Eukaryota; Viridiplantae; Streptophyta; Magnoliopsida; Asterales; Asteraceae
Exons: 11
Coding region: 136-7050 (2304 amino acids)
Biological process (GO): defense response; signal transduction
Molecular function (GO): ADP binding; ATP hydrolysis activity
Source: RefSeq, a predicted model, not a curated record